AUGGCAAGCAGCAGCGGGGACAGUGUCACGCGCCGGAGCGUGGCCUCUCAGUUUUUCACACAAGAGGAGGGAGCAGGCAUCGAUGGUAUGACCACCUCAGAAAGGGUGGUGGAUCUCUUGAACCAGGCGGCGCUGAUCACUAAUGACUCAAAGAUCACAGUACUCAAACAGUGGAUGGUGAAGUCACGGGUCAUCAGCGAGCUCCAGGAGGCCUGCUGGGACAUGGUGUCUGCCAUGGCUGGGGACAUCAUCCUGCUGUUGGACUCUGACAACGAUGGCAUCCGUACUCAUGCCAUCAAGUUUGUGGAGGGCCUCAUCGUCACCCUGUCGCCCCGCAUGGCGGACUCGGAGGUGCCCCGGCGCCAGGAGCAUGACAUCAGCUUGGACCGCAUCCCUCGUGACCACCCCUAUAUCCAGUACACCCUGGGGUCCCUUGCCAACAUCGCCCGCCAGAGACCCAUGUUCAUGUCGGAGGUGAUCCAGGCCUAUGAAACCCUGCACGCCAACCUCCCCCCGACGCUGGCCAAGUCUCAGGUGAGCAGCGUCCGCAAGAACCUGAAGCUGCACCUGCUCAGCGUGCUAAGGCACCCGGCCUCCUCGGAGUUCCAGGCCCAGAUCACCACCCUGCUGGUGGACCUGGGCACCCCGCAGGCCGAGAUCGCCCGCAACAUGCCCAGCGGCAAGGACGCCCGCAAGCGGCCCCGCGACGACUCGGACUCUGCGCUCAAGAAGAUGAAGCUCGAGCCCAACCUGGGGGAGGACGACGAGGACAAGGACUUGGAGCCAGGCCCAUCGGGGACCUCGAAGGCCUCCGCCCAGAUCUCGGGCCAGUCAGACACGGACAUCACGGCCGAGUUCCUGCAGCCUCUGCUGACGCCUGACAACGUGGCCAAUCUGGUCCUCAUCAGCAUGGUGUACCUGCCCGAGGCCAUGCCCGCCUCCUUCCAGGCCAUCUACACCCCGGUGGAGUCAGCAGGCACCGAAGCCCAGAUCAAGCACCUGGCUCGGCUCAUGGCCACACAGAUGACGGCUGCGGGACUGGGGCCAGGUGUGGAGCAGACCAAACAAUGCAAGGAGGAGCCCAAGGAAGAGAAGGUGGUGAAGCCGGAGAGUGUCCUGAUCAAGCGGCGCCUGUCAGCCCAGGGCCAGGCCAUCUCGGUGGUGGGCUCCCUGAGCUCCAUGUCCACUCUGGAGGAGGAGGCGCCCCAGGCCAAGAGGAGGCCAGAGCCCAUCAUCCCCGUCACGCAGCCCCGGCUGGCAGGUGCAGGCGGGCGUAAGAAGAUCUUCCGUCUUAGUGAUGUGCUGAAGCCCCUGACUGACUCCCAGGUGGAGGCUAUGAAGUUGGGUGCUGUGAAGCGGAUCCUGCGGGCUGAAAAGGCUGUGGCCUGCAGCGGGGCGGCCCAGGUGCGUAUAAAGAUCCUGGCCAGCCUGGUGACACAGUUCGACUCGGGCCUGAAGGCCGAGGUCCUGUCCUUUAUCCUGGAGGACGUGCGGGCCCGCCUGGACCUGGCCUUUGCCUGGCUCUACCAGGAGUACAACUCCUACCUGGCUGCUGGGGCCUCGGGCAGCCUGGACAAGUAUGAGGACUGCCUCAUGCGCCUGCUCUCUGGUCUGCAGGAGAAGCCGGACCAGAAGGAUGGGAUCUUCACCAAGGUGGUGCUGGAGGCACCACUGAUCACAGAGAGCGCCCUGGAGGUGAUUCGCAAGUACUGCGAGGACGAGAGCCGCACCUACCUAGGCAUGUCCACGCUGCGAGACCUGAUCUUCAAGCGCCCAUCCCGCCAGUUCCAGUACCUGCAUGUCCUGCUAGACCUCAGCUCCCAUGAGAAGGACAAGGUGCGUUCCCAGGCCCUGCUCUUCAUUAAGCGCAUGUAUGAGAAGGAGCAACUGAGAGAAUACGUGGAGAAGUUUGCCCUCAACUACCUGCAGCUCCUGGUCCACCCCAACCCGCCGUCGGUGCUGUUUGGUGCUGACAAGGACACAGAGGUGGCAGCGCCCUGGACCGAGGAGACAGUGAAGCAGUGUCUGUACCUCUACCUGGCCCUCCUGCCGCAGAACCACAAGCUCAUUCACGAGCUGGCGGCCGUGUACACGGAGGCCAUCGCGGACAUCAAGCGGACGGUGCUGAGGGUCAUAGAACAGCCGAUCCGAGGCAUGGGCAUGAACUCGCCAGAGCUGCUGCUGCUGGUGGAAAACUGUCCCAAGGGGGCAGAGACACUGGUCACCCGAUGUCUGCACAGCCUCACAGACAAAGUGCCGCCCUCCCCGGAGCUGGUGAAGCGGGUCCGUGACCUGUACCACAAGCGCCUGCCUGACGUCCGCUUUCUCAUCCCCGUGCUCAACGGUCUGGAGAAGAAAGAAGUGAUCCAGGCCCUGCCCAAACUCAUCAAACUCAACCCCAUCGUGGUGAAAGAGGUCUUCAACCGCCUGCUGGGCACACAGCACGGUGAAGGGAACUCGGCCUUGUCCCCCCUGAACCCCGGAGAGCUUCUGAUUGCGUUACACAACAUCGACACUGUGAAGUGCGACAUGAAAUCCAUCAUCAAAGCCACCAACCUGUGCUUUGCUGAGCGGAACGUGUACACAUCGGAGGUGCUGGCUGUCGUGAUGCAGCAGCUGAUGGAGCAGAGCCCCCUGCCCAUGCUGCUCAUGAGGACCGUCAUCCAGUCCCUGACCAUGUACCCCCGCCUCGGGGGCUUCGUCAUGAACAUCCUGUCCCGCCUCAUCAUGAAGCAGGUGUGGAAGUACCCCAAGGUGUGGGAGGGCUUCGUCAAGUGCUGCCAACGCACCAAGCCCCAGAGCUUCCAGGUCAUUCUGCAGCUGCCGCCCCAGCAGCUGGCAGCCGUCUUUGACAAGUGCCCCGAGCUCCGUGAGCCCCUGCUGGCCCACGUCCGCUCCUUCACACCCCACCAGCAAGCUCACAUCCCCAACUCCAUCAUGUCCAUCUUGGAGGCCAGUGGCAAGCAGGAGCCUGAGGCCAAGGAGACACCUGUGGGGCCCCUGGAAGAGGACGACCUGGAGCCCCUGGCCCUGGCGCCGGCCCCGGCCCCCCGGCCGCCACAGGACCUCAUCGGCCUGCGGCUGGCCCAGGAGAAGGCCCUGAAGCGGCAGCUGGAGGAGGAGCAGAAGCUGAAGCCCGGGGGAGUGGGGGCCCCCUCUUCCUCCGCCGCCCCCGCUUCCACAGCCCGGCCAUGCCCUCCCCCACCCGAGGAGGGUAUGGAUUUUCGGGAGGAGGGGCCCGAGUGCGAGACCCCAGCCAUCUUCAUCAGCAUGGACGACGACUCGGGGCUGACCGAGGCUGCGCUCCUGGACUCCAGCCUGGAGGGGCCCCUGCCCAAGGAGGGGGCAGCACCACCGGGCGGGCUGAGCGCAAAGGAGGAGCGGAGUCCCCAGGCUCUGGUUCCUGCCAGCGAGGACGCCGCCAAGACCCCCAGCCCGGCCGCGGCCGAGGAGGCCGGGGAGCCCGAGACCAAGGGGAACAGCUGA
This is a messenger RNA of Orycteropus afer afer, 3486 nucleotides long. RefSeq names its product symplekin (gene SYMPK). NCBI's taxonomy places the organism in Eukaryota, Metazoa, Chordata, Mammalia, Tubulidentata, Orycteropodidae. Bases 1 to 3486 code for a protein of 1161 amino acids. The transcript has 23 exons. Gene Ontology annotation, cellular component: mRNA cleavage and polyadenylation specificity factor complex. The record is from RefSeq and is a predicted model, not a curated record.